AUGCGUGUGCUUCAUUGGUCAAAAAGCAAACACCCGAAACCGUUUCGAGUCAGCGCAAAAGGCAUGACCGACUCCUGUACAAAUCUUGAGUCCCCAAGUAAUGGCAUUCGUGGCCGUAAUAAGAAGACCGACAAAUCUAUCGACAUUGAAAACAACAGCAGCAAAAGUCUCAGCUCGUUACAUACAAGUGACAAUUCGUUUGUUUCUACAGAAGAAGCUACGACCGCCUAUUCAGUGUCAUUAAUUUCGGAAAAGCAAAAGAAAAUCUCAUCGACACCAACGACAUUUUCCAAUGUAGAUAGUAUUCUUUAUUGGUGGAAAUCAAUGCGUCUACAGUUUGGUGAUGGUCUAUUGUUACAAAUCUUCUUUGUUUACUUUACACAAGGUGUCCGUAGUACGCUCUGCUCAUUGGGUACGAGUUAUUACUUGAAUGAGACGUUGGCACUACCUCCAGCACAGUCCGAGUCACUGCGUGCCACUGCCGCCAUUCCAUGGAUUAUCAAACCACUAUAUGGUAUGCUGUCGGAUAUUAUACCUAUCUGUGGGACACGUCGCAAGUCCUAUCUACUCAUCUUCAGUGCCAUCUCGGCCAUCGCCUACUUCACGCUCUCCAUACCUGGACUCAUUUCAACGUACGAGAGUGCCCUGAUUGCACUUGUGGUUGCAAGUCUCGGUAUUGCAUUUUGCGACGUUGUUAUUGAUGGAAAAGUCGUUGAAGCUGCACGCAGCGAGCGCGAAGACAUGGCCGGCAACCUACAGACACUAUCAUGGAUCUCGCUGUCGGUCGGAUCGGUGCUGGGCUCGAUGGUGUCGGGCUAUGUGCUCGAUAACUACGGUCCGCUGGGUGUCUUUUUCAUCUCUGCAAUGGGUCCAAUGUGCGUGGUGCUGUUAUCUAUCAAGGUUCCGGAGGAAAAGUAUGUUCCGCAAGGAGAACUUGGGUUCUUUCGAACUGUGCAGGACCAGUGUCGUGCCUUGGCAUCUGUAGCGGUGGACCCCAUUUGCUGGCGCCCUAUGCUCUGGAUCUUUCUGUCUAAUGCACUACCUCCUAGUGUGGGAGAAGCCAUGUUCAGUUUCAAGACCGUCGAGUUGGACUUUUCCAAGUCCUUUUUGGGCUUCAUUUCCACUGUGGGCAGUUUUACCCUCCUAGGUACAACUGCUGUCUACAACGCUUACUUUCGCGACAUGCCAUUCCGUCGCAUGUUCUUCCGCAUCCAGCUGGCAUCAGCCUGUGUAUCGUUUGCAGAGUUCGUACUAGUCUCGCGUGUGAAUUUGAUGUUUGGCAUUAGUGACCGAUUCUUCAUCUUCGGUGACGAAAUCCUCUCGGACGUGGUGGCUCGUCUCAAACACAUGCCGUCACUUGUAUUGUGUGCCAAGAUUUGUCCACCGGGUAUUGAGGGCACUAUGUUUGCGCUGCUCAUGUCUAUCUACAACUUUUCAUGGUCUGUUGCCUCAUUCGGUGGCUCAUGGCUAUGCAGCUACUUGCAGAUCUCCAAGAUCGACUUUGUGGGACUUGCCACAGCGGUGACUAUUCGUAGUGUAGCCAAGGUUGUGCCGCUCUUCCUGCUGUUCAUGGUGCCUGCGACAACCAACAUCAGCAGUUCGUCCUUGGCAUCUGAGACCAAGGAUGCAAAGAUGAGGAAAGGGGCCGAGUGUGACAGCAACAGUGACGGCGUGACCAUUGACGUCAAGGUACAGCUGUAA
Molecule: messenger RNA, 1701 nt
Organism: Peronospora belbahrii
Lineage: Eukaryota; Oomycota; Peronosporomycetes; Peronosporales; Peronosporaceae
Source: the annotation of a GenBank genome assembly